Messenger RNA from Cataglyphis hispanica, 1396 nucleotides. Its product is annotated as pentatricopeptide repeat-containing protein 2, mitochondrial-like. Bases 131 to 1279 code for a protein of 382 amino acids. Gene Ontology annotation, biological process: regulation of mRNA processing; multicellular organism development; mitochondrion organization. Gene Ontology annotation, molecular function: RNA binding. Gene Ontology annotation, cellular component: mitochondrion. Lineage: Eukaryota; Metazoa; Arthropoda; Insecta; Hymenoptera; Formicidae. The record is from RefSeq and is a predicted model, not a curated record. The transcript is spliced from 5 exons.
CUCUAAGCUUCCGGUUCGCAUGCAUUCUUCUCAUCUUGCACACCGCUCAACCGAUUCACGUUAGCCGAUAAGUUAUAGAGACUUGAUAUAGUAUAAAAGAAAGGAUUUACAACAUUUAUACACGGAAAUAAUGGCGGCGACAUUGAGGAGUCUUAUGAGACUCAAUGUAAAACUGGCCAGCAAUACUGUACUGAAACACAACUUCCUAAAUUCGUGUAGAUUCAUAUAUUCUGAUAAAAGUCUGGGUUUACAAGGCUACGAAAAUGCACGUUUAAACUUUCGCAAUCAAUUUUUAAAUGUGGAGAAUACAUUCCGUACUAAAAUGCAGGAGGUAUGCGACUCAGAGUUAGGUCAAAUUUUCACGGAAGACCUGAAGUCCAUGCUGCACUUAGCACAGAAAAAGCCCGAAGAUAUUGAACUGCUUGUCAAGAUGUUAACAAAGUUUAAUAGUCAAAACAAAGAACUGAGAUUUGGUACUUUUGUCUUUGGUCCUGUGGUAAUGCGUACCUUUUACUAUCUUGAUGAACCAGAUCUUGCGCUUACUGCUUUCAAAGAUCUUCAGUUUGGAAAUUUCUUUGAUCAAUUGAUUAGUUACCAGAUUCUUUUAUGUCUGCUGUAUAAGCAUGGAAAAUACGCAGAAAUGAGAGAUGUGUAUGAUAUAAUUAAAACUAAAAAUCUAGAUUUUGGUGGAUAUCCAAGGAAUUCUUUGAUAUUAGUUAUGGCUGCUUGUUACAAAGAGAAUACACCAGAAACAUUGGAAUAUGCUUUAAAUCUCUGGAAGGAGAUAAAAGACAAAGGAUUUACAUUUAUGCGUAGAGCCAGCACAUUUUUGAUAGCUCUAGCCAUUAAUCAAAAUUCAUCUCACAUAGCUAUAGAAAUUCUAACUUCGAUAAGAGAAGCCCGAUAUAUUGAUAUAAGAUGUUUGAAAGUUUUGGCAUUUGCAGACUUGAAGAGAUUCACUGAGAUAGUGCCUAUCUUCAGAAAAUCAUUAGAGUUUGAUAAUCCAAAUGUUAUGAAAGAAAAAUAUUUCAAAGAUGUAAUUGAAAAGUUGGAGGAGUCUAUGGCAAAGGAGAAUAUUCCUACAGACUUUGAACUUUACAAGUUGAUCACUCUGUUGAGGAGCAAUGAUCAUAUUUUAUCUGAUACUUUGGAAGAUCAUCUCGUCUCUGAAAUAACAGUCGAUCCAAUGAAACGUGCUCAACGGCGGAUGAACGCUUCUCAAUCUAAUAUUACACGACAGCGGUCGUUCUCGCGUAAUAGAUUGCAAGAUCUUUUGUAAAUGUGCUCCAAAAUUGUAGAAUGUGUUUCAUGUAACCCAAUAAUUGUUAGUUUGGAUAAACUUAAGAUUAAACCAAUGAAUAAAUAAAUAAUCUAUAUCGAUUGACGAUGAACUAAA